UUAGUAUAGUAUAAAAAAAGUAAUACCAAUCCGAAUCACCGGCUAAUGUCUGUUACUUAAUAUUCAUUAAUAUUACAUUUAAUUUAUUUAUUCUUAACACGAUAAUUACAUAUAAACCACCAAGGCACCUAUUUAUUUCAGAUGGCUGAUAUCCCUGAGGUAACAACAUCAUCUCCUUCUGAAAUGCUGGCAGCAGGACGUCGGCAUCUUGCUGUAAGGGACUUCAGUGCUGCAGCUGGCACCCUCGCAAAGGCUUGUGAGGCACUUGCUAAAGAGCAUGGUGACACAGCAGAUCAAUGUGCCGAGGCUUAUUUAUGGUAUGGCAAAGCGCUUCUGGGUCUGUCAAGAGAAGAGAGUGGUGUGCUCGGAGAUGGUGUGGCAGGAAAUGGAAAUCCUGAAGAGGAGGAUGAUAAUGAGGAAGGUGCUGACAAUGGUGAGGAAGAACAAAAUGGAGAAGGAGAACAGAAUGGCGAGAACAAUGAUGAAGUAGAGAAAAUCGAAGCUGAGUCCACAACAAAGGAGGAAGAACCUGGCAGCAGUACAGUUGCUGAAGGAGAUGGUGAUGAGCCAGGUACAAGCAACAACGGUGAAGCAAAUGAAGAGUCUGAAGCCGAUGAUAAUGAAGACGAUGUUGAUAAUCUGCAAUUAGCCUGGGAAAUGCUUGAUUUAGCUCGCAGCAUACUGUCGCGGCGGGCGGAGGAAGAUGGUGGUACUCCGGCUCGUGCUUUGCUCGCUGACGUGCAUCUAGCACUAGGGGAGGUGGCCCUCGAAAGCGAGACCUACGACAAGGCCGUCAUCGAUAUGCAAAGCUGUUUGGAACUACAAAAGGAACUUUACUGCAGGGAUGAUAGAAGAAUCGCUGAAACGCAUUAUCAGAUUGGGCUAGCGAAUUCUCUAGCAUCCAACUUUGAAGACGCCAUAACACAUUUCAAGAAUGCGGCGAACAUUCUAGAAACUCGCAUCAAGACGUUAGAGAAUCCAGCAGCAGUGACUGAGGAUGCCACCGUCAAGAAGUUUGCAACAGCCGAUCCCUUCUACUCUGUCGAGGGCGAGAUUAAGGAACUCAAAGAAUUGCUCCCUGAAAUCCAGGAGAAAAUCCAGGACAUGAUGGAUUAUAAAGCUGAGACUAUAAAACGAGUACGCGAAACCUUAUGCUCUGCAAAUGGAGAAGGCUCGUCUCAUACUAACGGAGCGGGUUCCAGCACUUCUGCGGCAAAACCAGCGGCAGACAUUUCCCAUCUCAUCAAGAGGAAACGGAAAUCAAGUGAAGGCGACGCGGAAUCUUCGGCCGCGAAGAGAAUUAAUACGUGAAUUUUAAAAAUAUCUGUACUAUUACGAAUCAUAACACCUGGUAAUAAAGGUUAAAAUGUACAGAUAAUCGGAAAUGAUCUAUAACAGUGCUUGUGAGGCAAAGGAAUCGCAUAGUGUAAAUAAGUAAUUAUAUUAAUACUCCUUUUCUCAAAUCUAAUCAGUUAUAAGUUUAUUUAUUUUUGUUUUAAACUCGCAAAACAGGCAUAGAUGUAGUCUGAGAUGUUGCAUCGUUCAAUUUUAGUAAAUUAAGUAUGUGACGUCACAUUAAUGCGCCACUUGCUUAUUCUGAAGUUUGGUAUAUUUAUUAGUACGAGUAUCCAUACAACAAAAGAACUAGGGGUAUAACCAAACCUCACACACUUUAAGAUAAUUAAUUUCAUAGAGAAACCCAACUAGAAUUGUAAUCUUGAACACAUUCAUGCUUAAUAACAUACUUGUCACUUUGGAUACUGAUCUGGUAUUAAGUCAAACUUUUUGUAGAUAAUUAAUAAAUUAAUUCAGAAUUUAUUAAAACAAAUUAAUUCAUAUGUACUAAUGUACUAUGAUUAACUAGGUACUAAACUAAUUGCACAAAUGGACUAUGUUCUUGAUUAAUACGUUAUUUAGUAAGGUCCU
Achroia grisella is the source of this 1926-nucleotide messenger RNA. RefSeq names its product histone-binding protein N1/N2 (gene Nasp). Gene Ontology annotation, cellular component: nucleoplasm. Gene Ontology annotation, molecular function: histone binding. The record is from RefSeq and is a predicted model, not a curated record. Gene Ontology annotation, biological process: DNA replication-dependent chromatin assembly; CENP-A containing chromatin assembly. The coding region runs from base 142 to 1311 and encodes 389 amino acids. NCBI's taxonomy places the organism in Eukaryota, Metazoa, Arthropoda, Insecta, Lepidoptera, Pyralidae. The transcript has 9 exons.